Messenger RNA from Coregonus sp. 'balchen', 18283 nucleotides. Lineage: Eukaryota; Metazoa; Chordata; Actinopteri; Salmoniformes; Salmonidae. The record is from the annotation of a GenBank genome assembly.
GCUUCCUCCAGUGUCUGUUUACGCGCUGUCCGCGGUGUGUACGAGAUGGAAACAUGGCAAUGAAAAUGAACCAAAACGAUGUCCAGAUGCCACAAAAAGAAGAGGGUGAGAAAGAAGAAGACCGGUCGACGUCUAGAUCGGACAGGUAUGUAUAAAUAAUUGAUAUAUGUUACAGGCUAACAAAGAUACAGCAAUACAGAGACAGGCCGACAGUGUGUCGUGUGGGUUGGCAUGCUAACCAGCCAGCUAUCAUUAGCCAGGCAAAGCUAAUAUUUAUUUGAAAUAAAUUAUUUAUGUGAGCUUAUACUCAAUAUCUCAGCUACAAUGAUGGAAGCAAGCUAAGUAUGUUGCCUAGUUACGUUGUAUGUACUCAAUGAAUUAGCUAGCCGUCCGGCUAGGAUAAUGUUUAAUUGCUAAUGCUACAUUAGCAAACGUUAGCUAAUGCACCAUCACCACAUAGACGUGGCUGUGAAUGUGGGUGCAGUGAUUCAGAUGCCUAGUUAGCAUUGUAGCAGAGCAACAACACUCAAUAUGAACGUCCAGGUGUUAAUUUCAAUAGUCUAAAGUGUCUUUCUCUCCUUUUGCCUAUUUGAAUGACCACAUUUCUUUCACUUGUCCUGUGUUUUCAGAUUAGUGAAGAGGAAGAGUAGGUAAGGAAAUCACUUUUAGACAUACAUUUCUAUUUUCUACUCUAUUUGACCAAAUGAUGACAGCCUUACUCAUGCGAGUGCCUGCCCCAUGCCCCCUGGCAACUGUGUGAUUUCCUGGAGAGGGUGGACAAGUUUUUCCCCUUCUCCCUCACCUACACAGACAGUACAGAACUGUGGAGCGCUACUAAUUAGGGUUCCUCGAGUGUAUGGACCCCCUCUCUUUUCUCUCCACAGGACAGAGACAUUGUAAUCAAAUUGCCCAGAUCAUUGUCCUGAUCAUCAUCAUGGGGCAGGUAUGAGCUUAAAUGGCAUCUCUGAUGGCAUAUAUGGAUAUGAUGGCUUUUGUGAGUGGAUGUUUGAAGUGAUUCGUGUCACAGAUUAAUCCUAGUUAAUAGCUAUAAUACAAUCCUCUUCAAUGGAAAAUCUCUUCAAAGUUAAUGGGUUAUCCAGUGAAGAGCGCUAAAUAAUGACUAGGCUGAAUUUGAGUGGAACUAACCUUUUUGUCCCUUGUGUUAUUGUUGUGUGGCAGUGGAGAUGAUUCUCUGGGCAGUCUUCCGAAGCACCCCCGCUGCCCUCUGACCCCCUCGCUGUCUCCACGGAAACGGACCACCAGCCAGAGCAAGACUGAGCCACCUCUCCUGAGGACCAACAAGAGGACCAUCUACACUGCAGGAAGGCCCCCCUGGUACAAUGUCACUGGGACCACCUUCAAAGAGGCUUUUGUCAUUGGUAAGAGAGCUGUCAUUUGACAUUUCUAUUAGAGCUCUGCUACCCGAGCCCAACGGGCCCCGACGUUCUACAUCGAGUUAGGGCUGGGUAGGGCCUGUUUUUUUCAUCAAUAACUAGGCUAAUGGUAGGGCUCGGGUACCACUAAGUUGAUCAUUAACAUUUUGAAGCUGAGACAUUUGCUCGUGCUCUGCUGCGCAGUACAGUCAUAUCGGACGAAGAUCAUAACAUGGUGUCAGAAGUGCUUCAACCUCGUGAAAUAUAGGACAGGAGAUAUUAUUUCAAAAAAAUGAUAAUGUUCGUUGAGUUUAGAGUGACCAAAAGUAGCUAACAGCUAACUGCUCUCUCAUGUCUCUUCGUUCGUUGAGCAGAGCCAGAGAUACUUUUGAGGAGAUGGGAAACUCCACUGGAAUCGUAUUAACGCCCAUUGUGUACGUUGACCAUGCUACGUCAAUGGGCUGCAUGGUGCAUUCUAGGCAAUUCUGGGACAAGGAGAGCUCUACAUCUAGGAGGGAAUGGGAGUCAAUUGGGCGCUAGCUCAAAAACCCAACAUUAGCAUGAAUUUCGUCAAAAAGAAGUACAACAUUACAAAUAUUUUCCAAGAUUUUAGAUAAGUAAGUUGUUAUCUGUAAAUUGUAUAGCUUUGGAAUCGUGACAUUACAUACUUUCGAGGACAAUAGGCAUGUUUCUCAACUCACCCUGACUUUGAGAAGGGAUUGCGUGACUAUUAGUUUAGCAACCAGAUGACAAUGUGAACGCGAUUGGUCGACAGUCUGCUGGGUGGGGCGUUAUACGUUCCUCCAUUCAUUGCCCAAUGGGAUUCCUAUCUCCUCCUUUCUCUGGCAGAGCAGCCCAAGCAGAGCCGUUGCUAUGGUUAUUCACAGACUUGGCGCCUCCAUGAGCAGAGUGCAUGCAGAGCGAGCUGCCUGCACAGGGAGUGAGUGACAGACAGAGAGGAGCACCUAAUGAAUUUACUAACGGAGAAUGCUGUUUCUGGUUUCGGGCAGGGCCUUACAUUUGGCAGACGCAAUCUGGGUAGGGUAGGGCCUGAACAUUGCGGCCAUGGGUAGUACUAUGGUUGCAUAAAAUUCAUGCCUGUGCAGGGCUCUAAUUGUCAUGACUCAUUACCUGCAAACUCAAACCUCAAACUCAACUUAAUGAACAGAAAUGACAUGCACAGCAGUGGUAAGUCACCAAACCUUGUCCUGGAGAGUUGAUAGGCAGUGUGGAAACUGGAAAGACAUUUUGAAAAAGGUUUUCAGAAACCAUAAAAUAAUAGGCGCUCAUCAUCAGUGCUGAGGGCAUCCUCCAUGCUAGCUUAGGUUGAAGCUUAUAUUCUACUGUUGGCGUGGGUCCUUCUGGUCAUCCCAGUAAGGCACCCCUGUGAGCUUUACACACCAUAAUGAAGUGAACCAUGUGUAUGAAUUACCCAGCCGGACCAUGCUUUGUUUAAACAUAUCUGAUCGGCUUGAGUGCUGCUGACUGACACAAAGGCUAUUAUCUUUAGUACGCAAUCUGUUACUUUCAAUGAGCCGGACUUGACUGGUUACAUUUCACACUUGGAUUUGUCCUGGCUGAUGAUUCCUGUAAAAAGGCCAUCCUGCUGUUCUGCUCUGGCCAGCACUCUGCUACUGUGGAUGAAAUGGUAGGAAGUCUGCUCAUGUAGAAUAAUCAACCUGUCUCAGAGGUCUGAGGGAGAGGAGUGAGGAGCGAUGGUGAGCACAUAAAAUUAUCCCUGAAUCAUCAGAGCCAGAGCUGUUUGAUAGUGUCUCUAGUCAACAAUUCUAGCCAGAUUUAAUUUAAUUUACUGGAUGGGUCAGUUCAUGUUCUGUGUCAGUCUGAUGGCUGAGUUUCAUUUGUUGUGACAACAUGGCUAAAUAACAUAUUUUGAAAAACAGCUUAUCCAGGCAGUUUUCAGUUCCAUUUUGUUAUCUUUCAAAUUCUUUCUGUGCAAGUUUGUAGCCUAACUCGGCAGUUUUGAACUGCACCCUGUAUUAUCUGCACCUCUCUGAUUUAUGUAUUCAGUACUUAAUAAUAGGGGUUCCACUGCCUGUGCAGCAUCCAGUUUUUCACAACCACAGCAUCUAUUGUUGGAUUCACUCCCAGGGUUGUUGUUUUAGAUUCCUAGUGUACGUUUGUCAGGAGCCCCGUCUUACCCCCUCCUGUUUCUUCCUGCAGGCCUCUGUGGAGGAAGUGCCUCUGGGAAAACCACAGUGGCCAAUAAGAUCAUCGAGGCUCUGGAUGUUCCCUGGGUGGUCCUCCUCUCCAUGGACUCUUUCUAUAAGGUAAACUUGCAUAAUAAGCUAUGUUUAUAAGUAGGGCCUGGAAUUUAUCAUUGGUGAGGUCACAGGUUCAGGAAUAACUCAUAGGUAUACUUAUAAGACAUUCUGUUGAAGGUAAACUAGCCAGUUAAUGUAAUUUCUUGACCCGCUUCAUGCUGAAUGCUUUAUUGGCUUCCCCUCUGAUUUGAGUAUGGAAGCAGCAACACCUGGGGAGCACAGAACUAUCAAUACCCUCUAGAGGCAUGCUCAGUCUACCCAGACAGAACCACUCAACUCAAUAGAAUUCUGAGAAUGCUGCAUCUGCUCCAAGAGAUUGAUUGAAUUGGUUCCCUGUUGUUCAAGAAAGUUGCCUCUGCUUAACUUGAUCAGUGAAGCAGAACAACAGAGCCUGGUGGUUGUGUGUACCCUGCUCUGUCCUCAACCCUCCAAACGGUUGGUAAUUCAUCCUGAUUUGAGCUUUCAAUUGCAUAAACCCCUAACCGAUAAGGGAGCUAAUGGAAUAAUUAAUAUCAAUUAUGUCCCUAGCUGUGUUGGAAACAAAAGUCGAUGGCGUUUAAGUAUGUUUUACAGUAGCGGCCAUGUUCUCAUUUUAGGUGACAAGGGAAUGGCUCUAACAACUCAUGCUUUGUUGGCCAAAUAGGCCCCCUUAGCACCUACACCUAGUUUAUUGUGUACAUCGCAAAGGCAUGGACUGUAGGAAUAUUGAAAUAGCUCCAUCUUGCCCUUUGAUGGGUGGAAUGUUUGCCAUAUUGCUUCAACCUAUCCAAUGCUCUCAGAUCUACACAAAUGCAGGUCAGGCAAGAGUGUAAUUGAAUUCCUGAAUCCUGACCUUGUUUCUCCCCCCAGGUUUUGACCAAAGAUGAGCAGGAGCUGGCAGCUAAGAAUGAGUAUAACUUUGACCACCCAGAGGCCUUUGACUUUGAGCUGCUGGUGACUGUUCUGAGGAAGCUAAAGAAGGGCAAGAGUAUCAAAGUACCCAUCUACGACUUCACCUCUCACUGCCGCCGCAAGGAGUGGGUAAGGCAGACUCAGAAAAUUGUCUUAAAGCAAUAAUCCACCCAAAACCACGCAUUGUUAUGAUUUACAGUGUUAAAUAACACUAAUAUGUGAGAACAAUAUUGUUUGUGAACAAAUGUUUCAUUUUAUCAUUAUAACAACCUUGGUCGCAACGUGAAAAUUGUGGUGGAAAUCUGUUGGAACUCAAUUAGACUACAAAACCCACAAUGCAAUGCUCUCUCUCUGGGCUGGUUAGCUAGGUAGCUAGCUAGCAAAAGUAGCUACACAAUAAUGCCAAAGUCAAUAUCAGCAUGUGAAGUAGCUAGCUAGCUGUAAAAUCGCCUAAACAAACUGCACUAUCGAUGUAGGAGUCUAUAAUCUCACCAAGUUGAUCCUGCUUUUCGUCUUUGUGCAUGCAGACAUUGUUAUGGCAAUAACUGCCCUUUUCCACCGACUCAGGGCGUAUUGCCUAAUGGUACUUGAAGGAAAAACAGAGUUUAAUAAUUUGGUACAUUGUUUAGAUUGAGCACAUCUAAGUGAAAUCUAUACUUUUUCAUGACGAUAUAAAUGGAUGGAUGUGUUCUAGACAAGUAUGCCCAUACCAUCUAUUGGCUGAAUUGGCGAUCUGGAGUGCAGGUAAUUGUUUUAAAAGCGUUAUGAAAUGUGAUAGUUUUAUCCCCUAUCUCCAGUGACGAGAAUCUUUUUAUAGGUAUGACGAGUUCCUACACGAUUUCACAGACAGACCACUUAGAAGUUAAAUCAUGGUGAAAAGUUAUUUUACCUACUGAUAAAACAUAUGCUUUCAAUAAAUUGACAGGAGUUUCAUGAUUAUCCCUUUAAUAUAUAAAUAUAAAUAAAAGAGAUGCAAGACACUUUCAAUGAUGGUCUUUUGUGUCUCAGCAGUAAUCACAAAGAAAAUGCUUGUAUGAAUUUAAAACCACUGCAUGUAUCGACUAUCAACAGUGAGUAUGUCGUUAUGAGAAUUGCAUUCUGUGUUUUAAUGUUUACUUUCAUAUCCUCAAGACUCAAUGCAAUUUCAUGGCUGAAAGAAGCUACGCUAUCCAGGGAAACGAUAACAUUACUUGUAACAAAAAAAUAGUUUUAUAUCACCAGGGGGUAAUAAUGUGAUAAAUGAAUGACACCAUGAACACUAUCCUCUCUCUCUGUAUGAGAUCCCCUCUUUCUGAUCAAUACGGAGGUAGCCUGGUCAUUAACUGCAGCUCUGAGCUCGUCAGACUCCUGUAAUGGGAUUGAGACUGUAGCUCCCUGACUAGGCAGUACUACCUGAGUGAUACAUGUCUGAAGCGUGCACAGACACGGUUAAAUCUGGACCCUUUGAGUCACUGAGAGCCCAUCUCUUGUUUGGACAACUUGAUUUUUAAUUAUGAUAACAUCUGAUCUUAACGAGUCAGUUGGGCCCGUUCUCGCCAACCCACCGGUCUCCCUUUGCCAGCCAUGUGCCCACGCCCUUACCUUACACACCUGGUGGGCACAUCCUUCAUAAGGCCUGGGAAGCCUGGCCCAGUCCCCGUUCUGCCAUACGCUGUCUGUCUGCCUAAUUAUGUACACUGUACACCAUCUGCUUUGUGUGGUGAUAAACUCUUUAUGGUGUGUACUUUUUUUCAGAAAACUGUCUACGGUGCCAAUGUUGUCAUAUUUGAGGGGAUUCUGGCAUUUGCCAACAAGGAGCUUUUGAAGGUAAGGCUGUGUUGAGUUAUUAUAACCCGCUUUAAGGUGAGUGUAAGAAGAUGAAAUGCUCCCUUUUCCUUUCUACAGUAUUUCUUCUUCUCUCUGGUCUCCAGUCAUCCACCCUCUCCCUGCUCCUCUUUUCUCCCUCUCUCUUACCCCACCAGCCUAGCAGACCUGAUUAAUUACUGUUGCAGAGAUGCCAGCCAGGCUGAUUAAUGGAGUGCCACUGCCAUCCUGAAGCAGAUUCAGGGAAAUUAGAUGGAUUCGCUCUGCCGGAUGGCUCUGUAUUCACUGUUCUACUUUCCCCUGCUCACAGCUAUCUGCUAUGAUUAGGUUUCAUCCAGGGGCUGGCUAUGGGUGACUGGGCUGGGGAUUGACUGAUAGAAAUGGAGGGUGUGGGGUAUUGUUGGGGACCCAGUGCUGCAGCAGUCUUGGCUAGAGUAAAACAUAACUAACCUGAAGCCCAGCUCUCUUCAGAGAAGAGUGCAUGAAUAAUUUCCCUUUAGAACAAUGCUACAAUACUACUAGUACUGUUGUAGUAGAAUUGAUGGCAGUUCUACAGGCAGCCCUUGUCAGCUUUGAUUGUAUUGGUCCUCUUUAUUACAACAUAGGUAUACAACUUGUUACAAAGACCAUGUUGGCUCAUCUAAAUCCAUGAAGUAGAGUCUAGACCGGUAUGAUCCAUGAGGUGACCAGAUAGACCCAAUCACAUUUGUCCUGGACUUGUAGCCUGCCUUGGACUCUCGUUCUCUCUCCAUUAUAACUAGAGCAGGGGUUUCCAACCUUUUCUAGCAAGAGAGCUACUUUAAGUCGCGUGCUACACAUUUUUUUAUUCUAGCUUUCAAAUGGCCGCAUUCUUCUCUCCCCUGCAACUCUUCCCCAGGUCCUUAGUGUACAAGAGAAAGUAGUGCACUAUGUUUUGUGUCAAUAUACCUGGUAAAAUAAUGGUUAAUAAAGAACUUAAAGGGGGGGGGGGGGGGGGGGGGGGGGGGUUAAAUCACAUCAGAAGACAAUUUGGAAAAUAGAGAACUAACAAAUUGAUUUGAGUGUAAUUCCCCUUUAAUUGCACAUCAUGCGAGUGAGGAAUGUGCCGUCCUAAUAUACCGUUCUAGCCAUGGUUCUGUACUGUUCUAGCCAUGGUUCUGUACUGUUCUAGCCAUGGUUCUGUACUGUUCUAGCCAUGGUUCUGUACUGUUCUAGCCAUGGUUCUGUACUGUUCUAGCCAUGGUUCUGUACUGUUCUAGCCAUGGUUCUGUACUGUUCUAGCCAUGGUUCUGUACUGUUCUAGCCAUGGUUCUGUACUGUUCUAGCCAUGGUUCUGUACUGUUCUAGCCAUGGUUCUGUACUGUUCUAGCCAUGGUUCUGUACUGUUCUAGCCAUGGUUCUGUACUGUUCUAGCCAUGGUUCUGUACUGCUGCUGCUCAUUUCAUGGCAAAGUUUGCAAAUAAUAGAUACAAAUGAUAUACUUACUCAUAAUAUACGUCUGUCAGGUAAGCCUACUUUGCAGUAAACUAUUAAUUGAGAAGGUUUUGGGGAAAGCAUUUCUGUCAACCCACAAGACGGUUAUCACAUCAACUGGCUACACACAGAGCGAUAGACAAACGUGCGCACCACACAGACAGACGGGCAAUAUUGCUGGAAAUUAAUUGGCAAAUAUUAUGUUAGGUUUGGCAUUUUAAGCCAAUAGGGGCUAACCAGGGGUUGAUUACGUAGUACCUGGGGUGGUGUCUGGAACUUGUGAGAUUAGUUUGACAGUUUGCGAUAGAACACAUGCGAUGGAAAAAUUUGCAUAUACUUUUGGAAUUGUUUGGCGAGCUACUCAUAGGUAGACCUGUUGGAGACCCCUGAACUAGAGGGUGUGUGUGUCUGGUAGUGAUGGGGUAAAAAAUCGAUAGUUAUGUAUCGGGGAUAUUAUUUUUGACGAUAUAUCAUAUCGCUUUGACAAUAUCUCAAUAUUAUUUUUGCGCUAUUUGGCUGUACCUGAACCAAAACUGUUCUCCAUCAUCUUUUUAAAUAGGGAGCCAAUUUGUUUCAGCACUUAUUUCCAUGACUGAUCAUAACUCCUUUUCUCAUGGCUCUCUUGUCUCUGCAGCAGACAUAUGGUGAGCAAUAUGUUUGGAACAUCGAAUCGCAAUAAAAUCACAGUAUUGAAUCACAAUACAUAUAGAAUCACAAUACAUAUCGUAUCAGCAACUAAGGAUCGUGAUAGGAUCGUAUCGUGAGGUCCCUGGCAAUUCCCAGCCCUAGUGUCUGAUCAGUGUGCCAGUGAAUGAACAAGACUGUGUUUUAUUAAUGGUGCUGUUGAUUGGUCCCUUUGUUCCCUUCGAUCCACCAGUGCUGUGUGUGUGUGUGUACAGAAAUCCAUACAAAUUUAAAUCUGAGUGGUUGUGUUUGCAUUGGCAAAGCACUUCUGUUCCUGGUGAUUUAUCAGUUCAGCUUUUGUACAGAGAGGCUGGGCUAAGCUGGGCUAGGAUGAUAAGCCAAACAAACAAUCCAGGUAACUGGAUGUACUUUCAAUUUCGUUAUUUCUAUAGAAGUGUUGUAGUCUUUUUGUUGUAAUUGUGGCUCACUUAGUACUAAAUGUUCUUAUCAACCGGUUUAUUUACUUUCCUAUAAAUUCGCUCCCUCUCAACCCUUUGCCAUGACUCCAACAAACAUUACCGUGCUGACUGCACCAAGCGUCCGGUCCACUCUUGCCCGGCAUUGAGCUGCCAUCUUUAAGCUGCAGUGGUAUAAAACGUUCCUAAACUGCCCUGCUCAAGUUUUUUCCCCCCCAAUGACAGAGGUUCCAGUAAGAGAGAGAGCGAUAGAGAGGGAGACUGAGUCUGAUCCCAGAGAGAUGGAGGGCAGCUUAGAGGUUGAUCUACUUCCAAGCCCCUGCUAUGUCUUAUCAUGGUCCGUCAUGUGGAGCGGCUAGAGCCCCACUCCUCAUCCUCUCCUCCUAUAGGGUGACCGCUCUGCUGGCCCGGUUGGUCAGGAAGCAGAUUUACUGCCCAGUGACUGACAGUCUCAUUGGUUCUCUGAGUUUACGCUCCAACACUUAAUGGCCAGAUAGUCAUCUAUAGCUCUUGGUUUUGGAUUGUUGCCUAUUCUUGUGUCUCCGUCACAUACAGUGGUGCUGCUGGACCAUUAAUCCUCCUAACUUUAGUUUUUCUGAGUUUAGAGCUUUGAGCUCUGCCUUUAGUUUCCACUGACUGGCUGGUGACGGCUGUGUUUCUAUUGAUGUGUGUUCAAAGAGCAUCAAAGACCCAAUAGGCCAUCUUUACAGUAGAUUCCCAUUUAACGUAUUUUGACACUGGGACAUUGAUUCCCCAACCAUCAUGUAGGUGGGUUACCCUGAAUGUUGCUGUGGGGGCAUUUACCCAGCACCCCACCUUGAAAUGAUAUCUUAGGGAAACAUUGCCCUAUGAAAAGUCAUAUCUGUAAUAUUUAAAACUUCUACCAUUGGUUAUGUACAUGACCUCUCUUAACCCUUUGUCUCUUUCUCUUCGUCUAUCUUCCUCCCCCAGCUGCUGGACAUGAAGGUGUUUGUGGACACAGACUCAGACAUCCGUCUGGUCAGGCGUCUGAAGAGGGACAUAUCGGACCGCGGCCGGGACAUCAACGGGGUCAUCAAGCAGUACAACAAGUUUGUCAAGCCGUCCUUUGAGCAGUACAUCGAACCCACUGUGCAGGUGGCGGAUAUUGUGGUCCCCAGGGGUGAGUGGCUUGUAGAUAGAUACGUACUACCACAGUGUUAGAAACACUGCUUCUAUGUGUAGAGUCUUUAGAUUAAAUUCAGAACAAUAAAAACAUUUUACAAAUGAUAUCUAUAGUGAUUCUGCUAUAAAAUAGAUGUGUGUUUGAUUGUUUCAGGGGGUGAGAACUUUGUUGCCUUGGACUUGAUUGUGCAGCAUGUUCACAGUCAGCUUGAAAAGGUAUGUGUGAAUAAUAGGUUUUUAUCUCCUAUACCUCUGCCCAUAGACCCUAACCUAAAAGCAUGUACCUAAGACCCUCCCUAUCUCUGUACAUGGUGUCAUCUCUCUGGCUCACACCAUGCUCAGUUUGUGCAUGACCCCUAUCCCAUGGUUCAUGAUUAGGGUCAGGAGUUUUUCCUGACACCUUCCCUACCAGGAAAAACUCCUGACCUUUCCCAUGACCUCUGAACCCUGUCCUAUCCCUCAACAUGGGUUGGUCAGUACUGGAUUAAUGAAAGGAUUAAUGAAAUGAUGAGUCUCAUUCUCAUAGGAUCUCUCAAGACUACAUGUCCUAUUAAAACCAGCAGACUCAUAUAGCUGUCCUGUCUGCACUGUUUCAAUCUGGUAGUUCCAAGGUAAUCCUCAAUUCCCAGAGGCUGGUCUCCAAGUAGAAGUUGACUCAACCAGUUGCCCACUCCACUUCCGCCCUCUAGUGGCCGGGAUUCAGCACCACAGGUUAUGAAUUUGUCAUGUACAUUCCCUGUCUCUGGUAUCAGGCUGAACUCAACCCAACCCUCUGUUCACUAAGGGAACGUAACGAGAAUGGAUUAAUAACUGAAAGGCACACCUGUGUGUGUGUGUGUGUGUGUGCGUGCGUCAAGGACACCCAACUUAUCUGUCAGUGCCAUGACCCAUAAGUCCUAACUCCCAUCUUUAACACUGUGCUCUCUGCUGUCAGACGUCCCAUUUAUGUCCCUACAAACCAUGAUCUAUGUCCCUACAAACCAUGAUCUACACUGAGUAUACCAAACAUUAGGAAUACCUUCCUAAUAUUGAGUUGCGCACCUCCCCCUCCCCCCCUUUACCCUCAGAACAGCCUCAAUUCUUCGGGGCAUGGAUUCUACAAGGUGUCAAGAGUUCCACAGGGAUGCUGGCCGAUGUUGAUUCCAAUGCUUCCCACAGUUGUCAAGUUGGCUGUAUGUCCUUUGGGUGGUGGACCAUUCUUGAUGCACACGGGAAACUGUUGAGUGUGAAAAACCCAGCAGCGUUGCAGUUCUUCACACAAACUGGUGCGCUUGGCACCUACUACCAUACCCUGUUCAAAGGCACUUAAAUAUUUUGUCUUUCCCAUUCACCCUCUGAAUGGCACACAUACACAAUCCAUGUCUCAAUUGUCUCAAGGCUUAAAAAUCCUUCUUUAACCUGUCUCCUCCCUUUCAUCUACAUUGAUUGAAGUGGAUUUAACAAGUGACAUCAAUAAGGGAUCAUAGCUUUCACCUGGUCAGUCUAUGUUAUGGAAAGAGCAGGUGUUCUUAAUGUUUUGUACACUCAGUGUAUGUGGCUCUGUGGUGCCUUGAACCAUCAUCACUGUAAUAUGACAAACCAUCUGUCACAGAGAGAGAGAUAAGAUGGAAGGUGGAGAGGGUUGGGUGGGGAGUGAUGCAUGAUCACGUGACUUGUGUCUGAAGUGUACGCCAUUCACGUUCAGAGUCUCACCUGUCGGCGUGUGUGUGUGUGUGUAAGAGAGCGAGAGAUCAAGCAUGUGCAAAGGAGAAAGCAGAAAGUGUGUGUGUCUGUGAGGAUUUGUGGAUUAAGGGAUCUCUGUAAUAAAAGGCCAUUGAGUGUUCGGCGGUGUGGAUCAAGUAAUGAAUGAUGUCCAGUGGGGAGAGACGGCGGCAGCUCGUCCUCCAUAGAUCAUUAUGAGUGACUGAUGAGGACAGGGCCUGUUAUAGCCUAAUGAACUAUAACACCCUCCACUAAGAGACAUCAUAUAGCAAGACUGCUACUACUGGGCCCACUAUAGUACUUCUGGUUAGGAAACCCCCUGGUUUGGUUAGGUUGCCACACUUUGCCAUGAGCUUAGGGGCAUUCUGUUUGACAUGUACUAGAUACUAUGUAGGAACUAUUUUGUUUAUCAGACUAAUAGAUAAAACAAGUAAAUCAAUGAUGCCCCUCCAUGGGUUUUCCAUAUGGAAAAGGAGCUGAAUACUGUAUUGCCAUUUUUUUUAUUGCCCCAAAAAUGCACAUUUCAAAUUAAAUUCCCAUGCUGUGCACUGGGCCUUGCUGCACCAGAAUGUAGCCUGAUCUAAUGCAGGAGUAGAACCUGUACAGAGAAAGAGGUACCAGUUCAUUUUAAAUGAUGGAAAUACAAGCUGCAUUGCGUGCAAAUGGAAAAGCAGUAAAGUAAAGGCACUCAGAGCUUAUCUGAUGAAACACUGUCUGUCUGAUUCAUGGCAAAAUGGAGGGGAAUGUAAUAUCAUUGCCUUGUGUUUGUGUUUAUUUAAAGGGAGGUGGGGACUGGGGACAUUUGGAGGGUUGGAAUGGCUUGUCUCAUUUCAUGAGUUUUGUUUUUAUUUCUCUCCUCCCUGUGUGUGUUUGUAAUCAAAUACUUGCUAAACCCUGACUGAAUAAUGCACUCUAACCGUCUCAGCGUGAAAUCACAGUGAGGUAUGACUGCCACACCCCUCAUAUCUCUACCUCUCUCUCUCUCUCGUGGUACCUCUGUCUUUUCAUUCUGUUUCCUCUCAGCAGAAGCUCAGAGAGCACUGAAAUGACAAAAGGAGAUGUGCCCAGUCUGACAGAGUACUCAUGUUACUAUUUAUUUGACCAUUUUGGCAUUUUUCACUGAUGUUGACAUUAUCAACUAAUCAAGGUGCCCAAAUGUUUGCGUAAACUAAAUCAAUCAAAUUUAUUUAUAAAGCCCUUUUUACAUCAGCAGAUGUCACAAAGUGCUAUACAGAAACCCAGCCUAAAACCCCAAACAGCAACUGAAAGGCUGUGCACCUCCUUUUGUCUUUCUUCCACACUGUCAGUCAUGAAAGCUAUCGCUAACACCAGAAGGAUGACAUCUCUAUGGUUCCACUGAGCUCUGGUUAAGACCUUAAAGAAAACUGCUGGGAGUAGCUGAUAGUAGAUGUAAUGAAUUCCUUUUUAUCGAAAGAUCAGAAGCAAACAUCACAUUAACCAAGGACUGAGUAUACCCUUGAGUUUAUUUAUUUUUUAUUUUUUUAUUUUUUUACUACUCCCAGUCAGAGCUCAUAACCAUGGUGAUGUCGUCUGGUCCUAAAGCCGUCCCCUUGCUGAGCUGAACAGGGGCCCUAACUCACCCCCCCAGGGGCCCCUCUCAGCCUGGCCCCCGGCCUUCACACCGCCAUCCUGACCUCUCAGCUUCUCCACAGAUAUCAUAGGGCCUCUACUCUGGCCUGCUGCUGUCUAAUUGGGAUGUAUUUUCUUUCUUUUCCUCCUUUCUUUCCUCUCUUCUUUGUCAUCACUCUUGUUCUCGCAAAAUGAAUAUUUGUCACCUUCUCCAGAGGAAACUCCGCUGGGAUAUGUGAGGAUAAACUCCUGCAUCUUCCUCCUUCUCUUAAGUUUGAUCUCCCCCUCUCAUUUCCUCCUCUUUUAUGAUAUAUUAACAUAUCCCCUGAACAAAAGCUAACAACCUUUGUUUGCUGUCAUUGCUAUUUUUCCAAGAUAUUGUUUUUCUUUGUCCUCUUAACCAGUUGCUUUAUUCAUUCAGUUUUCUCUAUGAUUUCUACAGUCUUAACUGUCCUGUAUUUUGGUACCAGAUAUAUACAUUCAAACAUCUAAUUCCAGUACAGUACUACAGUAUUUAGAGAGUGAGUUGUCUUGGCUUCUUGUAUUGGCAACAACAAUGCAGAACACAUAGCCAAGUGCUCAAUUGCUUUAUGGCAUUUCUAUUUAUCAAUAGAACCACUGUUUAGAACUGUACAACGUAAUAGUUAUUUUCUAGAUUUGAAAUGGUCCUAGUGAUGUUACGUUCAAUUGUCUGCCGGUAAAGCACCAUAUGCUCCAGACAGUACCAGAGGAGCCUGUUAAAGCAUUGCUGUUGCCAGUACCUGUGCACUAUUCCCCCACCACACUUUGCCUGGCUGUGCAUCUGUGACCACCAUAAUGCAAUACAUGUUUACGAGGAGGAAAGUAAAAUAUCUCCGUGGUAUUUUACCUUUGUCCCCCUGGUUUGAUGUGAUGUGAUGUCUGUGUGUUGUUGUACUGUGGUGCCUCCAGCAGGGGACAGUGGUCUGACUGUCUCUAUGUUGUGAAGGUCUGCUCUGGCCUCGGCCCACCAGGGACAGCCCCUACCCAAGACCCUCAGCGUCUUGGAGAGCACCCCACAGGUCCGCGGCAUGCACACAAUCAUCAGGUAAGAGCGUAUAGCUCUGGGUGACCGCUAGGGCCCGAUUUCUCACCCUCUCAAAACUUACUCUGCACUGCCACAGGUUUUUAAUGAAUAUACACACACCCCCUCACGCAGUCACUGUCCCCUAACCCGGUGUGUGUGCCUGCCUGCAGGAAUAAGGACACUAAUCGUGAUGAGUUCAUCUUCUACUCCAAGAGAUUAAUGAGGCUCCUGAUAGAACACGCCCUCUCCUUCCUGCCCCUCAAGGUGAGUGGCCCUGCACACCUGCAGACACAUGGCCAAUACUAUAUUGCCCCCUACGCUCUGUGCACAACCAUACACUAACGUUGGUCUCUACUCUCCUCUCUCUUCCUUUCCUCUCAUCCUCUCUAGCCUGUGCAAGUGGAGACUCCCCAAGGUUCCAUCUAUGAAGGGAAGAGACUCAGUGGUAAAAGGGUAAGGCUCUAUACAGAUACAUCCCCAAUUUCACAGAGGGUUUUGGGGCCUAAACUGCAAUAAAGUAUCAAUGUAAUCCCUGAUACUACAUUGCAGCAACAUUGUCACAAUCACUCUGAUUGCUACUUGUAAUUAUUGGCCAAAGAUUGUACAGUGAUUAGACUAGUUUGAUCUCUCCAGUUGUUUUGUUCAUCACCAUGAAUAAAGGACUAUAGGCAUUGUUAACAUACGUUUUACUAGAUGCCUGCAGUGAAAACGGCUUGAGUCAUAAAGUGUGUUGAUGGGCCUGAGAGGAUCAUUAAUUCCAGUAAUUGUAUGGUGAUGUGUUUGAGUAGCUCUCAGUGGGAGCAGCUCUGUUAGACUGCAGGGUUGUUAUAACUGUAUUACUCUACUGCAAAUGUCUGUCUCCUACCAUCAGGCUCUGUAACAUUGAGCGCUCAGUAUGCUGAUCCUUCAGGCUGCUCAAUGGAAGUUUACAUACAAACUAAACUGUGAAGGAAUGUAAAGCCUGGUAUGCAAUGUAAUGUGUGUGUGUAGGUCACAGGCGUGUCCAUACUUAGAGCAGGGGAGACCAUGGAGCAGGCUCUGAUGGCUGUGUGUAAAGACAUUCGGCUGGGGAAGAUCCUCAUUCAGACCAACCAUGACACUGGAGAGCCGGAGGUAACACAAAAAAAACAGUCAUUUAGUUCACAAAGUCUUCUGUGUGUUUGUGUGGCCCUCUUAUCUGUGUUGCAAGGCUGUAUACACACCCAGACAUGAACUCUUCAACCCGGAGAUCAUAAACCAGGAGUGUAUGGGUCAUCUGUUUUGGCUCAGUGACUUCAUUCAAGGCUAGGUGUCAGUCUCUGGGCUAACUGAUACACACUAGCCUCAUUGACCUCAGGUUCAUUGCCUCAUCAGGAUCACAGACCAUCCAUAUUGUUUUGAUAUACUGUGUGAUGUCUAUGCCAGCUAUAGCCUUCAAGCUUUGGACCUUCUUUCUUCAGCUUUACUGGUUUCAUUCACAACAGAUGCUCAAAACAUGACAUUUUAAGUUAAUAAAAUGCCCAAAUGAAAACCAUUGUAUAAAAUGUCCCAUUUGUAUAAAACUGUCCUAUCGUCCCUGUCCAGCUCCACUACCUGCGUCUGCCUAAGGACAUCAGUGAGGACUACGUCAUCCUGAUGGACAGCACGGUGUCAACUGGGGCUGCUGCUCUCAUGGCUGUCCGAGUGCUGCUGGUCAGUUCUACUUUAUUCUACUUCUCUGGUCUAGUCUAUUUAGCAUUAGCUGGGUUUAAAAGUAUUAUAGUUAUUUUCUAUUUUUAAUAUAAUUGUCGUGUCUAGUAGUAUUCUUCUGUUGUCUUAUAUUCUCAUGUUUGUCUUCUCUAACACACACCUAUGUUGAGACGUUAAGGCUUGGGGGUUUAUCUAUGGUUCUGCAUCCAGAUUGGUUACCCCUGAGACAUGGCUGAACAUGACAGAUAGCAGAGUAGGCCUUGUCCUUGUUGGUUGUUGAGAUGACAGGGAAAUACCGUGGACGGCUACAGCAGCAGGAGAUUAAGGAGAGAUUGGGAUGCUUGUUUGCCGUCAUAAAACACGGUUUGAGUUCAGUGAGUUUGAGGCCCUGUUUACUCAUUGUGAUAAGACUAUAGCGCUAAAUGUACAGCUCCUGUGCUUUAGCCUUCGCCCCAUGUGAAAUGUAAACAUCUGGGGAGAAUUAUGGCUAUCCACUAUGGUGGCCAAAGUCUAUGGUUUUGUUUGUCCUCAGAAAGCAAACUUGACUGCCUCUCUUUUUAAAGCGAGAAUCCUUAGUUGCUACAUACAUUUUUGGACUUAUAAACUAAUUAUACAUACCCAUUGAUUCUUGAAGAAUUUAACUUUUAUAAAUGCCUCAUGAGCUUAGUUCAACUGUCGUACCCCAUCAGAAACCAAAAUAUACAAUGUAUACUAACUGUAAGUCGCUCUGGAUAAGUGAGUCUGCUAAAUGACUAAAAUGUAAAUGUAAACGUGAACAAACACUAUAUAGCCUCAAAACAUGGUUAAAACUAUCAUUGAUAUCAUGGAUGGUCCGUUUUUGCAUCCGUAGCUCAGUCUAUGGAUUUGAGUGGGUCCAUCCCUCAGCUUCUUACCGAAACAGAGGCGGGGUGGCCGCUUUGUUAUUGUUUCGAAUAAGGAUUCUAGCUUUAAAAGAUAGUCAUGGAGGUGUGUGUUUUUACUAGAAGCAUUGGUUGUAGUAUGCAUGUGAUAGGUGCAGAAGACAUAUCAGACAAACCCCAUUAAGGAGUGCCUUUGACAGGUAGCAGUGGAAAUGGGAAGAGCUUGAGAUCCCCACAAGUCUGGAAGUGGCUGCCUCUCUCCCCUUACACAGUGUGCUACAGUCACAAAACCUUCCCUCUAACCACCAUUCUUCCUUCAAUAGUCUUUAAAGGUCCCUAUUUGCAUAUGUCUGUCACCUGGUGUAGGACCAUGAUGUCCAGGAGGAUAAGAUCUUCCUGCUGUCUCUACUCAUGGCUGAGAUGGGUGUCCACUCUGUGGCCUACGCCUUCCCUAAGGUCCGCAUUAUCACCACCGCCGUCGACAAGAAGGUCAACAACGAGUUCCACAUCAUCCCUGGCAUUGGUGGGUGCUUCUGCUAUCUCUCUGUCUCUCGCGCUCUCUCUCUCUCUCUCUCCUGCUCUCUCUCUCUCACACACGUUGUUCUCAAUCAUUCUCACUUAAUCUAGAUUUCCCUUCAGAACUGUGGCCUAAUGCAGAUCCAGUGAGUCUGCUGUUUGUGGUGUGACUGAUCAUUAGUGAUAUGACAUUAUGUGAUGACCUAAUCACAUGUUGAAAACUUCCAGAUUGUCAGACAUAGCUGGUGCCACAGCCAUUCAGGCCCAAGUGGAUGGGCUUUGUUAUGAAUCACCCCAGACCGUAGCCUCCCUACUGUUAUUUAAUUUGACUGCUGCUCUUUAAUUAUUUUCUUUAAAAAAAAUUUUUUUUUUAUUUACUUAUCUAUUUUUACUUAUUUUUUGUUCUUCUUAAAAUACUGCAUUAUUGGUUAAGGGCUUGUAAGCAUUUCACUGUAAUGUCUACACCUGUUGUAUUCGGCGCAUGUGGCAAAUAACAUUUUAUUUUAUUUGACUCAGAUGUUUAUUUUAUUUUACUUAACCCUUAUUUUAUCAAAUAAGUUGACUGCGAACACAUUCUCAUUUACAGCAACAACCUGGGGAAUAUUUACAGGGGGGGGGUGAAUGAGCCAGCUGGAAGCUGCGGAUGACUCAUAUGUUCCAUCAGCACUGCCACUGAUCACACAUCCCUCACUGACACUAGUCCAACUCAUGUAUUCACAAUAAUAACAUGAUUGACUGCUCUCCUCUCUCUUCUCCUCUCCUCCAGGUAAUUUCGGGGACCGUUACUUUGGGACGGACACUCCCUCGGACUGGACCGAGAGUGAUGAAGGGAUGGACUACUGAGCUGAAGUUUUGCUGA